CGGGGGCGGGGGCCCCCCCCUCGCUCUGGGCCCGGCCCAGUCAGCCCCCAGCGUGGGGCCUGGGGUCGGAAGGGUCAGCCCUGGCCCGUGAGGAGUGCGCGCGGGGCCGGGCAGGCGGCCGGGGCUCGCGGGGACAGGGGGCGGGCGGAGCAGGCUUGCGGGCUCGGGUGGGGCCCCCGGCGCGGGGGCCGCGGGCGAGAAGCGGGGGCCGCACCUCUGCGGGUGGAGACCCUGGGCUCUUCCCGAGUGCCGGUGGCCUCUGCCCGUCAGGCUGAGCGAGCGGGGCUGCCAUAUGGCGGGGUGGACGGCGCGGCCGAACUCCGCAGGCCUGCAGCAGUCUGCGCUCUGUUUCCGUGAAGCGGCUUUACUGAGCUGUAACUUAUGUGCCACGAAGUACCGCGUAGGAGAGUCUCCGUAAAACUGUCCCAGCACAGGCAAGGCUGCCUUGGCUUCGGCAUCUCAAAAACAGCCAGGAAGUCUGCUCGGAAGUCCUUGCCACCUUUGGAGAUCAGGACAGCCUCGUUAGGAGAAUGGGUGGUUUCCAGGUGGAAGCCUACUUACUGGCUUUGGGGUUCCCUGGAGAGGAAGAUGGGCAGGCCGCCAGGCUCACUGCUUUCUUGGGCAGGCUCCCCUCUCCCUAGGUCUCUUGUCCCCGUUGCUCUCCUGCUCGCCCCCUUGCAGUGUGACUGGAAGGGAGCCUUGACCCUAGGACCACUGGGCAGUCUUGCAGGCUGGUGGUGUUCCCUACACAGCGCCCUGCAGUGGUGAUCAGGGCGGGGGCCCAAGGUUGGGCGGGGUGCAGGCUCCAGCAGGGCCAGCCAGGGGUGGUGGACAAGGAGCCAUUCAGGCCUCCAGCCCAAAUGCAAGUUGGCCUGUGGCCUCUACCCCAAUCCCAGACUUUGCCACACUUCCAUAAAGCAGGUGCUGCCAGACCCGGGGGUGUCCAUUGCCAGGGGGGCCCAGGCUUAAGAAGUGGGGGUGUUGGGAAGUUCAGGGCUUUGGCCACGUCCCGCUGUCUCCCACUUGGUCAUUUGUGUCUGCAGCCUGCUGGUCUGUCCGGUCUGGGACUUUUGGCUUCCUGAGCAAGCCCAGUGGGUUGGUUCGGAGAGGCGGGCUUUUCUGGGAACUCCGUUUGGUGCCAGUCAGCCCUGGCCACACUGAGAAGCGGGCUGGGAUCCGGGGGGCAGUUUGUGGCUUCUCAGUUUUUAGAGCAUGGAGGGGGUGGUGAUGGUGUCUCAGUCUGCUCUGCAGCCAUAACAGAACCGCAGAGACGAGGCUUAAAUAGCAGACUGUUUUCUCACAGCUCUGGAGGCUGGGAGUCUAAGAUCAAGGUGCCGGCCAACCUGGUUGCUGCUGAGGGCUUUGUCGUCCUGGCUUGCAGACGGCUUUCCUCUCCCUGUGUGCUCACAUGGCCAGCGGCCUGGUGUCUCUUCUCAUAAGAGCCCUAGUACCAUCAUGGGGCCCUACCCUCAUGACUUCGUGUAACCUUAGUCACCUCCCAGAAGUCCCACCUGCAAACACUGUCAUCAUGGGGAUUAGGGCUUCAGUACUGAACUCCGGGGGACACAAUUCAGUGCAUAGAGGUGGGACCCAGGAGAAGGUCGGCUGCCUGGGCCGGGCAGGCAGGAACCUGUGUCACUCACACUGACCUGUCCGACGUUCUCAGCUUCCAUCCUGAAAUGCACACCCGGCAGGACAAUUUCCGACACUUCGUCCAAUGCAGAACCGCUUAACCCGCUACUCUGAUUUGUGUCUCAGGGCUCACAGCGCGGGUGGGACCCUGACGGAGGCGGGGCUUUCCUGUCCUUUCAGCAGGCCCUUCGAUGGAGUCCUGGACAAGAUGGGUCCCAAAGCUGUUGGGGAUUCCCGCUGCUUUGGAAUCUGACUUCCUGGAAGUGUGCGGGUGAUUGUGCUGCUGUCCUGUGUGUGCAGGACUAUAAUUUCUAGAGCCAAAUAGUGGUGUGGCCCUUUCCAGAGAAGGAGACAGUUGGGGAAAACUCACGUUUCAGUGUCUUCUGAACCAGAUUGCUGGCCCUUUUCCUGCCCCGACAGGAGUAAGUGCACAGAGGUCUGGAGGUCACGGGCUGAAGUGAAGACUGAGUGUGGUACCUGUCUCGCAGCCAGGAGAGGGCCUAGUGUGUGCAGACAGAUGGGACGGCUGGGUGACUGCUCUGAGCACCUCGAUCCUAGAGGCGGGAGCUGAGUCCUCGCGGGCUGAAGGGUCCUGCCCGGGGCCUCGCCGCACCACGUCACUGGCCUUGGCCGGUCUGAGGUCUGGCCCAGCGUGCCAUCCCCUGCAGCCUGGUCGCUGGCAUCUGGCCACAGGUCGUCUCCAUGGACAGUCCUGCUUGGCAGCGACAGCCGGUUGGAGGGGGAUGAGGAGGCUCUUCCUGCUUCGUGCCAGGGUCACAGGCUCCCAGCAUCGGUGGCUGUGGCCCGGCCAGGUAGCAGGGCCACGUGCUGGAGCGUGGAUUCAGGAGGGGGCACGGGUAUCUCCCCUGGAGGGUGUCAGCCAGGGGUCUCCUGGUCCCCGCAGCAUGCGGUGGUGGAGGGAGCUGUUGGGACCUGUAGAUCCGGAUAGCGUGUGGCGGGAAACCAGGAGGCACGUGGACGCCCCACAGCAGCUACCUGCGGGUGCAGGGAGUGGAGGCUGAGCCCAGAGGUCUGCGGGAGGCGGGAGGCACUUUGCUGCCCUCCUGGCAGCUGGGAGAGGCUCAGGCCUCAGCUGUAAAUAUUUGAAACCGCAUAUGGGGGUGGGGGGCGGUUAAGCCAUUGAGAUGACAUCCUACGAGGGUAUUGCCAGGGGACCCCGCCCCCGCAGCGGAGGGAAACCAGGGUAUGGGAAGGUGUGUGGAGGCAACAGCCUCAGACAAGGAGGCUUCUCAGAAUCUCAGACUCUUGGUGUUGAAGGAGCCUCGGUGGUCUUCCGGCCUGACUAGGCCAGGCGCCCACCUCUGGGGAGCAGCUGCAGGAGGCGACCCGGGUGCUGCGCCACAGUGGGGGGCCGAGCCAUUGCCGACUCAAGGCUUGUCUGCCACCCCCGGCCUGUAGGAUGCAGGACCUGGAAGGGCCUCCCCAGAAAGGUGCCCCUGGCCCGCACAGAGUGGGGCCUGCCUGUCCCCUGUGGGCACAGAGGGUCGUCUGGCCGGAGGGAGGGGGAGGGAGGGAGGAUGCGCCCUGGACCUGCACCCUAGACCUGUAGCCACCACACCGUGGGGGGGAGGGCUGAGGCACCACAGUGACCUCCGUGGUGACCUCCCGCUUGCGUGUUCUUACAGGAGCCUUCCUGCCAGGGCACAGGAUGUUUUCUUAAAAAGUUUUUCUAGUACCUUGGCAGCGGUGUGCUGCUUGGGAGAACUGUUUGCUUUUUUGCAUGGAGCCUGACAAAGGGCCAUCGUCCCGGCUGCCCUGCUGGGCCGGCUCUGGGGCCUGGGGGUUGGGGGGGCGGGGUGGCAGGAGCUCCAGUGACCGCUCAGCCCCACCCCUCCAGCUCCAGGCUCCGCUUCCUGUUUGCAUUUCAGUUGGCACCUUGCAUGGUGGAGUGCUUUCCUUCUGUGAAGCAGGAAGAAGGGGCUUUGGGGAUCCUGGACAGGAGGUAUCCCUCAUCAGUGCCAGGAGCUGCCUCCCAGCCAUGGAGGGGGAGGAGGAGCGGUCACCUCAGGAGGCUGACACGGAGCCCGUUGUCCCAGUGGGGUCUUCCGAGGUGGUGCCCAGGGUGCUUUCCGGAGAACCCCAGAACCUGUCCGACGCCGACGCUCUGUCCCUGCUCCUGGAGAUGAAGCUGAGGAGGCGGCGGGAACGGCCCAGCCUGCCGCGCACCGUGACCGAGCUGGUGGCCGAGGACGGGAGCAGGGUGUACGUGGUGGGCACAGCCCACUUCAGCGAUGACAGCAAGAGGGACGUCGUGAAGACCAUCCGGGAGGUGCAGCCUGACGUGGUGGUGGUGGAGCUGUGCCAGUACCGCGUGUCCAUGCUCAAGAUGGACGAGAGCACGCUGCUCCAGGAGGCCAAGGAGAUCAGCCUGGAGAAGCUGCAGCAGGCCGUGAGGCAGAACGGGGUCAUGUCUGGACUCAUGCAGAUGCUGCUGCUGAAGGUGUCGGCCCACAUCACCGAGCAGCUGGGCAUGGCCCCCGGCGGCGAGUUCAGGGCGGCCUUCAAGGAGCCCCUGCCCCAGGCCAGCAAGGUGCCUUUCUGCAAGUUCCACCUGGGCGACCGGCCCAUCCCCGUCACCUUCAAGAGGGCCAUCGCCGCACUGUCCUUCUGGCAGAAAGUCAAGCUGGCCUGGGGCCUGUGCUUCCUGUCAGACCCCAUCAGAGGGCACCGAGGUCCCUGCCCUGGGUCAACAGCACCAGCCUCCCGCCGGCCGCCCCGUGCCCACGAGGCUGGCAGCGUGCCCUCUGCCCCCAGCAAGGACGACGUGGAACGCUGCAAGCAAAAGGACCUGCUGGAGCAGAUGAUGGCCGAGAUGGUCGGCGCGUUCCCCGACCUGCACCGCACCAUCGUCUCGGAGCGCGACGUUUACCUGACCUACAUGCUGCGGCAGGCCGCCCGGCGCCUGGAGCUGCCCCGCUCCUCUGACGCCGAGCCCAGGAAGUGUGUCCCCUCGGUGGUGGUGGGCGUCGUGGGCAUGGGCCACGUGCCGGGCAUCGAGAAGAACUGGACCACCGACCUCAACAUCCAGGAGAUCAUGACCGUCCCCCCGCCGUCCAUCUCCGGCAGAGUGUCCCGGCUGGCCGUGAAGGCCGCCUUCUUGGGCCUGCUGGGCUACGGCCUUUACUGGAUGGGGCGCCGCGCCACCAGCCUGGUCCUGUCACUGCCUGUCGCUCAGUACUGUCUGCAGAGGGCGUCCGCAGUCCGGCCGCGCAAAUAGGAAGGACCAACGCGUGGCGGCUCCCGUGUCACCGCUGAGGGGCGCUGGGGCUGGCCCCCCCCCAACGAGGAGCGGCUGGGUGCCACCCCCUGUGGGGGUCCAGGCCCGGCCACGCCUCUCCUCCCCCAACCCGCCCAAA
Molecule: messenger RNA, 5009 nt
Organism: Prionailurus viverrinus (fishing cat)
Lineage: Eukaryota; Metazoa; Chordata; Mammalia; Carnivora; Felidae
Gene: TRABD
Product: TraB domain containing
Exons: 10
Coding region: 3374-4870 (498 amino acids)
Source: RefSeq, a predicted model, not a curated record